Molecule: messenger RNA, 3042 nt
Organism: Aplosporella prunicola CBS 121167
Lineage: Eukaryota; Fungi; Ascomycota; Dothideomycetes; Botryosphaeriales; Aplosporellaceae
Exons: 2
Coding region: 1-3042 (1013 amino acids)
Biological process (GO): intracellular protein transport; endoplasmic reticulum to Golgi vesicle-mediated transport; COPII-coated vesicle cargo loading
Cellular component (GO): endoplasmic reticulum exit site; COPII vesicle coat
Molecular function (GO): zinc ion binding; SNARE binding
Source: RefSeq, a predicted model, not a curated record
AUGUCCGACUUUAGCAUGUACCACGCCCUGGGAGACCAUGCUCCAAACAGGUCCAAUCCGAAUACCUCCCAGCAACAACAGUUCCGUCCGCCUGUCGCACCGAGUCCCGGCGGAUACCAGCAGACUGGCCCCGCCUACGGCCAAGCUCCCCCGAACACAUAUGGCACUCCACAACAAGGCGCCGUGGGAUAUGGCACACCGCAGCAAGACCAGGGCUACUUCCCUCCAAAUGCAGGCGCUCAGGGCGACGUCGCGGGUUUGACGUCGCAAAUGGGAGGGAUGGGCUUGGGUGUGGAUACCGCUGGCCAACCUGUUGCUCAAGCGCCGCAUAGGAAGAAGAAGGAUAGACACGCAUACCAUCAGAUUGAGACGGCUGGCAGCUCACAGGCGUUCAACGGUGUUCCAGCGCCCGGAACCCCGUCGCAAUUCCUCAACCAGGUCGACCCCUAUACCGGCCAGGCGAUUACGCCGGCCAUGUCGCAGUUCCCUGCGCCCUCGAAUUCAUUCGUUCCCGCGAACGCAACUACACCAAUGCAGUUUGCGGCACGCGGAGCUGGGACGAAUGGAUCUGUAGCUUCGUCUUCGCAAGGCAGAGUCGAUCCGGAGCAGAUUCCUAGCGUACCCAGAUCUCGGGACGUCCCCGCGCAAUUCUACCUGGAGCAUGUGUACCCCACGAUGGACCAGCAUCUUCCUCCUCCGGCUGCCGUGCCAUUCGUAGCUUUUGACCAGGGUAACGCUGCGCCGAAGUUUGCCCGACUCACUCUAAACAGCAUACCAUCGACCACCGAGGCAUUGACCGCAACUGCGCUUCCGUUGGGUAUGGUGCUGCAGCCUUUGGCGGCACCUCAGGAGGGCGAGACGCCGAUACCAGUGCUCGAUUUUGGCGAAACUGGCCCGCCAAGGUGUAGAAGAUGCAGGGCAUACAUCAACCCCUUCAUGACGUUCAGGUCCGGGGGCAACAAGUUUGUUUGCAACAUGUGCUCGUUCCCCAACGAUGUGCCUCCCGAGUACUAUGCGCCUACCGAUCCCUCCGGCGCGCGCGUCGACCGGCUGCAGCGGCCGGAGCUUAGCAUUGGCACGGUUGAAUUCAUGGUCCCGAAGGAGUACUGGUCGAAGGAGCCUGUAGGCCUCCGCUGGCUCUUCCUUAUCGACGUCAGCGCGGAGGCAGUGAACAAGGGUUUCCUUGAUGGGUUCUGCGAAGGCAUAAUGAAUGCGCUUUACGGAAGUUCUGACCCGGAAAAGACUGACGAGGCUAACCAGAGGAGGAUACCACCCAACUCCAAGGUCGGAAUCGUCACAUACGACAGAGAAAUUCACUUCUACAACCUCAGUCCUGGCCUUGAUAAGGCGCAGAUGAUGGUUAUGCCCGACAUUGAAGAUCCGUUCGUUCCUCUUAGCGAGGGCCUCUUCGUCGAUCCGAUCGAGUCAAAGUCGGUGAUUACUUCAUUGCUCACUCAGUUGCCGAACAUGUUUGUCCAGAUCAAGAACCCUGAACCAGCAUUGCUUCCGGCGCUGCACUCGGCACUCGACGCGCUCAAGGCCACUGGAGGCAAGAUUGUGGCCUCUCUCGCAUCACUACCCACCUGGGGACCCGGCAGCCUGUUCCUGCGCGAUGACGGCAAGGUACUUGACUCGGAUUCUGAGAAGAAGCUCUUCGUCGCAGAGCACCCCUCUUACAAAAAGAUCGCCGGACUGUUGUGUGAGCACGGUAUCGGUGCGGAUUUCUUCAUGGCUGCUCCCAGUGGAGGUUAUCUCGACAUUGCGACGGUUGGCCAUGUCUCCUCGCUCACUGGUGGUGAAAUCUUCUACUACCCCAACUUCCACUCGCCGCGCGAUACACUCAAGCUGUCGAAGGAAGUCAAACGCACUGUCACCCGCGAGACAGGUUACCAAGCACUAAUGAAGGUGCGUUGCUCGAACGGUUUGCAGGUGUCGGCGUACCACGGAAACUUUUAUCAUCACACUUUUGGUGCGGAUCUCGAGUUUGGUACCAUAGACUCGGACAAGGCCAUUGGCGUCAUGUUCAGCUAUGACGGCAAGUUGGACCCGAAGUUGGAUGCUCAUUUCCAGUCCGCCCUGCUGUACACGACGGCAUCGGGAGAACGGCGUGUGCGUUGCAGCAACCUGGUGGCUAGCGUCAGCGAAAACCUUAUGGACACGAUGAAGUUCAUUGAUCAGGACGCCGUCGUCAACAUAAUCGCCAAGGAAGCCGCGACUCGCAUGACCGAACGCUCGUUGAAGGAUAUCCGUGGUGCAAUCACCGAAAAGACCGUCGACAUCCUGGCGGCGUACCGCAAGAACUUUUCGGACGGCCACCCGCCAGGGCAGUUGGUGCUGCCGGAGCAUCUGAAGGAGUUCAGCAUGUACACGCUGUCGCUGAUCAAGAGCCGAGCGUUCAAGGGCGGCAGGGAGCCGACGGACCGCCGCGUGUACGACAUGCGCAUGAUCAAGAGCAUGAACUCGCUGGAGCUGUCGCUCUACCUCUACCCGCGCAUCAUCUCACUGCACAACCUCGACCCAGCCGAAGGCUUCGCAAACGAAAACGGGCACCUGCGCAUGCCGCCCAGCAUCCGGGCAUCAUUCUCGAAGAUCGAAGAAGGCGGCGCCUACAUUGUCGACAACGGACAGCAAGUGCUGCUGUGGAUGCACGCGGCCGUGUCGCCGAACCUGCUAGAAGACCUGUUCGGGCCGGGCUUCAACGACCUGCGCGCGCUCGAUCCCUUCACGAAUGCGCUGCCGGUGCUGGAGACGCAUCUGAAUGCCCAGGCGCGCAAUAUCCUGCAGUACCUGGAGCAGAGCCGGGGCAGCAAGGCGCAGACGCUGCAGCUGGCGCGGCAGGGCCUCGACGGCGCGGAGUACGAGUUUGCGCGGCUGCUGCUGGAGGACCGCAACGGCGAGGCGCAGAGCUAUGUCGACUGGUUGGUGCAUGUGCACCGCCAUAUCCAGCUCGAGUUGGCUGGUCAUCGCAAGAAGGAGGAUCCGGGCGACUCGAGCAGCAUCUCGUCGACGUUUACGGGGCUGCGGACGCCGUACUGGGGCUGA